GCUGCUGAGGGUGGUUAUUGUGGGAAGUGCGGCGGCUUGGGCCGGGCCGGGCCGGCGCUCCCGGGAGGCCGGCUUGCCGCUCGGGGCAGUCCCGGAGCCGGGAACGGCCGACACCCGAUCUCGGGCAGCGCUGCGGAUGAGGAACGAUGGAAGAGUUCAUGGUUUCUGAUUUGCAUGAUAGCAGAGGCUGAAUAGGCAUAAAGGAGACUGUAGUGCGGGUGAGAAGUGUCAAGAAGAAAUGAAUCCUGCAAAUGCUGAUACGGUGUUUGGAACCACUUUUGAAUGGGACUAUCUCUUAUGGGAAGUUCGUUUGACAUUUUUAGCUGCUGGCUUUUUAAUCUAUUUGGGAGUAUUCCUUCUGUCUCACUGGCUGUCUUCAUGGAUAAGUACCACUUAUCAUGCCUUGUAUGCAAAGGAGAAGGUGUUUUGGAAUAUGGCAGUCACACGUGGUGUGUUCGGGCUUCAGAGUUGUGUUGCUGGGCUAUGGGCUUUGCUUGUAGAUCCUGUUUUUCAUGCUGACAAAGUGUAUUCACAGCAAAAUUGGAGUUGGUUUAACUGUUUAAUAGCUGCUGGAUUUUUCUUGCUUGAAAAUGUAGCUGUUCAUGUGUCCAACAUUAUUUUUAGAACAUUUGAUGCAUUCUUGGUAGCUCAUCACUUGCUAGCUUUUGGUGGCUUGGCUGGUCUAGUGAUUAAUGUGAAAUCUGGACAUUAUCUGCCUUUGAUGGGAAUGUUGCUGGAGAUGAGUACUCCCUCAACAUGCAUUUCCUGGAUGCUUUUGAAGGCUGGCUGUGCUAACACCUUUUUCUGGAAAGCAAACCAGUGGGUGAUGAUCCACCUGUUUCACUGCCGCAUGAUUCUUACUUACCACAUGUGGUGGGUGUGUAUUUUCAAUUGGAAUUCUGUGGUAGAAAAUCUGGGACUUCUUCAUUUUAUUGUUCUAUUCUCGGGAUUAUUUGCCGUUACACUAAUACUUAACCCAUACUGGACAUACAAAAAAACUCAGCAACUUCUGAACCCAACUGACUGGAAUUUUGAAAAUAAAGCAGUGGAAAACGGAAAAGUAAAUGGUGAAACACAUCAAAAGAAGAAGAUGUAAAACUGGAACAGCUGUUUCCUUAUAGAGUGGCAAAAGAAUACAAUGCAGAAUAAUUCUUUGCCUGUGAAAUAGAAGCUUUUGCAUGAAGCUCAUUAACACAGUGAUUCCUUGCUGGUAGGAUUCUGUGUGCACCAGAAGUAUUUUAAUGCAUUUUUUCUGUUUCAUAUGUGCAUACACAUAAGCUAGUCAACCUCUUAAGAUAUACACCAACAAUUUUGUCAGGUUGGACAAUAUUUGAUGAUCUAGUAGCAAUGUGCUCUCUGAUGGCAUCCUUUGUCCUAGUGCUUCCAAGUGGCUUUACAGUUAAUUUGUCUAUUAAGCUCAGCUUGAAUCAAGUUUAGCUUGAAUCCUAUUUCAUACAUGUCAGAGAUACUGUUACUGGAAGUUAUGUUGUUUAUUAAAAUCAAUUAUGAUGUGAGUUAGGUAUUCAUGGGUACCUAUUUCCUGUGUGCCAUUUAGUCAUUCCAAGUGGCUGAAUUGGUUGGUGGUAGAAUGCAGUCACAGCUGGGGUGCAGGCAUUUAUUAUGCUGGUGGUCUAGCCGGGUGAUCAUAGUGGUCCCUUCUGGACUUGAAGUCCAUAAAAUACAAAAGACAACAACAGAAUAUUUGUCUCCCUUUCUGUGCUUGAAAAGAUUGCUGGUUGUUUAGUAAAAUUAUUUUCCUUGUAGGUCCCAUGUGAGGGGUCAUGUAAUUAGUUCUGUUAGUGCUUCUGUUGUGGUUCCUCUUAUUUUUUGAGAUUUUCGUAGUUAUAGAGGGUUUUAGAACCUGAGGGGGCUCCUCUGUGGAGGAAAGCCUGUAUUGCCUCCUUUUAAGAGUUCAGUUCUUCUACUCUUUUUUUUUUAUUAUUUUACUUCAAAGAGCAUACAAAGUGACAGUAACAAUCCUUUGCACUUUAUCUUUUAAAUCACUAAAGCUUUCCUUGACCUAAGGAAUAGGGUUGCUUUUCAGAUAUGGACUUGGCAAAUUGUGGUUGAGUGCUCUCCCACUCACAGCGUUUCUCUGAUGGUUCCAGGGUGAAGUGUUGGACCUCAGGUAAAGGUCUAAUGAUCACGACAGAAGACAGUGACGCCUAGUGGCAGGACAGUGACGAGGAUAUUAAGUAAUUUUGUGCACUAAGCUAUCGUUUGAAACUUUGUUUUAUAGUGUGGUGUGACUGCUACAAAUGUUUUUUCCAAAUAUUUUCUUAUUGACUGGGCAAGCCCGAACUAUGAAGAAUUUUAGGUCAAGGCAUAUGUUAGAGGCUUUAUGUGCUGAUCUGUGGUGGAGCACACUUUAAACAUGUAAGGGAAGCACUGUUUAGUGUAAACAGCACCCUGUUGUUAAUUUUUGGUGGAAAUGUCCUUGAUUUGGUUUUGAGUGAAAGGAGGAAACUAGUGGUCAGGUUGCUGUGUUCCCUUAUUUACUUCAUGUGAGCACAGUGUUGAAGAGCUGCUCUAUGAGGGAGAGGAAACUUCUCACUAUUAAGUCACAAAUAUAAGGCUAGAUGUUGUUGAUAAUGAUGAAGUGGUGAAUGUCUGAAACUGACCAUUCAGAACCAGGCUAGUAAUUUUGCACAGCAACCCUGUCUGUUGUUCUGUUGAUACUCAAUAAAGAAAGCUAUAUUUGUGCUGCCUUCUUCUAAGCAGACCAGAAGGGAAGUGGAGGUGAGAGGAGCAAGUGGCUUUGUGGCACUUAGUUGCUGGCAGGGUUUAAACCACAAUACAGGAUUUUGGCACUAUAGCCUAUAUAAAUGCCAUUCUAUAGAGAAAAGGGUUCUCUAAAGCUUAGAACUAUGUGCUUCUCUCGAGGAGUUGUGUGUGGGAGAGUAAUGUUGAAUGUGCUUUAGAAGAAGUCAGGGGCUGAAUUCCUUGGGAACAAUUGAAAUAUGUGAUCCAGAUACAUGCCUUGCAGAAUCCAAAUGUCACUUGCAGGAGUUCCAGAUGAGAAGUCAGGGGUUAAGUCACCAGGUAUCAAAAUACUUAAAACUGGAAGGUUUGGAUUCAGUAAAAUUAGGUGGUGUGGUUUAAGCUGAACCCAGGACACUUAAGUAACAAUUAUGAAAAUUUCAGCUAUGGAAUUCUGAAGAAUCCUAGCAGAAAAUGAAAGCAUUAAAAGAAAAGUAAGUUUUGGCCAAGUAUGUGAUUCUUAUAGCGGCUGGCUGAAAGAGGCAAGGUUUCUAUGUGCUAAGAUAAGAGAAUAUGGAGGGGUGGGGUUAGUAGUGAAUUUGGGAAUUAAAAUUGAAAUUCACUGUGGUCCAAGUAGCACCAGGCUUCUAAAGUUUAGUACUUUGUUUUAUCAAUUUUUGUAGUGUUAUGUGGAUUUUAAAUAUCUCAUUAAAAGUGUUUUUUAUUAUAAUAAGGAAGUCUGGUUAGUAUGCAUCUUAGCAAGAUUUCUUUUCAUGCAAAGACUGUUAUGGUAUAUCUCAAAUCUUUUACAUGUCUCAACUAUGUAAUUAAUACCCCAGAUCACCUGUUAACUUAAACAUUGCUAGAUCUACUAGAAAAAGGGAGAUAUGCAAUAAAGCAAAUAACAGCACUCAUUUUUGUUGGUUUGAGUGCACCUUUACAGUCCACCUAAAAAUACAGGACAUAAAAUACAGACAACCUUUAUUAUUCUUCUUGGUAGCCUAGAGUUGGAGUUACCAGUUCUGAUACACAGGGACUUUGAUUAUACAUGAGUGUUUUCUUCCCUGCCUUUUGUUGCUCACUUUAAGGGGAUUUUCUGAUUUGUGAUUGUGGAUGAUUGUCUCAUUGCUCUGAAACACGACUCAAAAAGGUUCUCUAACUGAGGGGGUUGUCUUAAUUACCUGUAUAAAUAAGUGCUGCUUUUCAACCUGAAAGUAGACUAGCCAUAAUUUGUUUAUAAAUUUUGUUAAUGUGAAACUAACCCCAGUCCUGUUUGGCCUCUCUUGUAAGGCCUCAUCUACAAUCUGAUAUUGAAAUAUUCACACUUGGCUUCCAUAGUGGCUGGAUCAGGUCACAGGGUGUGCUGCUGCCAUGAUUUGGAAAAGUCUUGCAUAAUAUCAUUUUGGGUGAAUUUUUUUGUUUGCCUAGGUGACUACUGGAGACCUCAUCCUUUUUUUUUUUUUUUUUGAACAAGCUUAUUUAAGGAGUCCUGUUUGUGUCAGCUUUCUGGCUGAAGCUUUUUAAAAAGCAAGAUCAAACCCACAACACAGAAUAAGCUGUGAUGGGGGUGUUUGGCAUUUGGGUUUUUCUGGGGGGAUGUUUUUUGGGGGCUAAUAUUUUUGUUUGUAUUUAAGAAAAAUGCCUGAUCUGAGACACCCUGGCCAGACAUCUUGUUCUUACCAUCUUCAUACCUCAUGCCUAAAUCACAGUUUGUGCUUCCAUUUGUGUCUUUAGUUGUUUUUUUUUCCAAAACCUGUCAUCCUUCCACCAAUCUUUCAGUAAUAUUUACUGUCACUUGUAGUACAGGUCAUGAUCUUGAAGCAGGCACGUUGCCACAGUGAUAUCUCUGUCUAAUGGUUUUUAGCAUGUACUGUUCUGCCCUUCUUCCAGUAAGUGCAGCGUCCAAGUCUUUCAGGUUUUCUUGCUUUUUCCUGGUAACACUGAUUAAAUAUUGAUGUUACAUACAGUAAUAAGACACCUUUCUUAACCUCAGGGAGACUCCCACUUAAAGUGAAUUUAGAAGUAUUAAGCAAAUUCAAGUUUGCUCUUAUAUAAUAAAAUGUUUGUUAAAUGGUACAUCAUCUUUACACUGUGUACAUAAAUAAAAGUAUUUUAUUGAA
Molecule: messenger RNA, 4820 nt
Organism: Melopsittacus undulatus (budgerigar)
Lineage: Eukaryota; Metazoa; Chordata; Aves; Psittaciformes; Psittaculidae
Gene: CLN8
Product: CLN8 transmembrane ER and ERGIC protein
Exons: 3
Coding region: 239-1096 (285 amino acids)
Biological process (GO): phospholipid metabolic process; nervous system development; lipid homeostasis
Cellular component (GO): membrane; endoplasmic reticulum
Molecular function (GO): ceramide binding
Source: RefSeq, a predicted model, not a curated record